Molecule: messenger RNA, 2157 nt
Organism: Syngnathus acus (greater pipefish)
Lineage: Eukaryota; Metazoa; Chordata; Actinopteri; Syngnathiformes; Syngnathidae
Product: oxysterol-binding protein-related protein 1
Exons: 14
Coding region: 362-1678 (438 amino acids)
Cellular component (GO): intracellular membrane-bounded organelle; cytosol; membrane
Molecular function (GO): cholesterol binding
Source: RefSeq, a predicted model, not a curated record
UGCACGCUCUCAUGUUGGCCAGUUCACUUCCAGACAAGCGUACUGAUAACACAGGCUCGCUUUUGCGUCAAAGCCAAGUGAGAGGAGACACAAGGAAGGCCAGGUUCCUCAUUCAGGUGUGGAAUCUGAAGUUCUGACGGAGGAUCUGCAGACGAUCUCCGGCGAGCACCACGAGCUCAAGCGUGGAAACGAGCAGGUCGCCCGCUCUCGCCCAAGAUGACUUCUACGAUGCCGUGUCAGAAUCUGAGCUGAGCGGCCAGCGACUCCUGCGAAGAGGACGAGGGGAAAAACGCCCCCCUUCUCAGCGGCGGCCGCCGCCAUCCCAGCGCGCUCGCCACCGUAAUGUCAGGGGAGGGUAACCAUGGCAACCGGAACAAUGACGCCAAGCAGCAGAGCUGACUCUUCAAAACCGCUGUUCCAUAGAACAUCUCUGCCGGCUCCGAUGUUCUCCCGAAACGAUGUCAGCAUCUGGAGCAUCUUGAAGAAAUGCAUCGGCAUGGAGCUGUCCAAGAUCGCCAUGCCGGUAAACCUGAACGAGCCUCUGAGCUUCCUCCAGCGGCUCAGUGAAUAUAUGGAGCACACCUACCUCAUCCGCCGGGCCAACGCCGCCGACGACUCUGUCGAACGGAUGAAGUGUGUGGCAGCGUUUGCGGUGUCAGCCGUGGCGUCGCAGUGGGAGAGGACCGGCAAGCCCUUCAACCCGCUUCUGGGCGAGACCUACGAGCUCAUCAGAGAUGAUUUGGGCUUCAGGUGGCUUUCCGAGCAGGUGAGCCAUCACCCUCCUGUCAGUGCCUUUCACGCCGAGGGCCUGGAGGAGGAUUUCGUCUUCCAUGGCUCCAUCUGCCCCAAAAUCAAGUUUUGGGGUAAAAGCAUAGAAGCGGAGCCCAAAGGAGUCAUCACACUGGAACUUCCCAAGUACAACGAAGCCUACACCUGGACCAACCCCACCUGCUGCGUCCACAACAUCAUCGUCGGUCAGCUCUGGAUCGAACAGUACGGCAGCGUGGAGGUCGUCAAUCACAAGACCGGUGAGCGCUGCAGCAUGACCUUCAGACCUUGUGGCCUCUUUGCGAAAGAGCUCCACAAAGUAGAAGGAUACAUUCUGGAUAAAAGCAAGAGGAAGCUCUGUGCCAUCUAUGGCAAAUGGACCGAGUGCUUAUACACGGUGGAGCCCGCGACCUUCGACGCCCACAAAAAAUGCGACAAAAAGAGUUCGGAAGAGAAAAAGGGCUGCAAAAGGAGCAGCGUAGACGAAGAGCCCGAGGAGAUGCCGCCGCCGCCUGACGCCGAGACGGUGCAGGUGAUCCCGGGAAGCGAGCUCAUCUGGAAGAUAACGCCUCGUCCCGACAACUCAGCCAAGUUUUACGCCUUCUCCACGUUCGCCAUGCAGCUGAACGAGCUGGACAAGAGGAUGGAGGGACUUCUGCCAAACACAGACAGUCGUCUUCGACCUGACAUCCGUGCCAUGGAGAACGGAGAUAUUGACGUAGCAAGUGGGGAGAAGAAGCGACUGGAGGAAAAACAGCGAACAGCCCGGAAGAAUCGUGGCAAGUCGACAGACGCCUGGAAAAACAGGUGGUUUCAGCAGGGAGCCAAUCCACACAGCAAAGCUCAAGACUGGCUGUGCAUGAAAGGUUACUGGGACAGGAAGUACACGCAGUUGCCCGACAUCUACUAGCACCAGCAACCGCAACGUUUCCUUUCCUCAAAACUUUCAACACUAAGUUAAUGGAUUCAUAACUGCCAGCACGUUAGGACCAGUGUGAACAAUAGAGCACAAAGUUAAAAUGCAUUUUGACGUCAUUCAAGAGACUUAUUAUUCACUCCCUGUGUGAUUUGAUCCUCAGUUUUAUUUUGUGUAGAUUUUUGCACUUUUUUUUUUUUUCUCAAAUAGUGUUAACGCUUUGCUUGUCAUAGUGAACAUUUGUACAUGUCAGGAACAUGUAUAGAGUAGGAGCAUUGCAUUGAUUUGUUUUUGUACAUCAGCACAAUAAGCUGCUCUCUGACUGUGAAAAGUCACGUCUGAUGACGUACGCGUACGAUAAGUGCAUGUGAAUCACGGUAACUAUGCAAGCACUUCCACAAGCCUCAUCAGGUGAGUAGCUGCUCUUUAACAAUCUUUCCUAUUGUUCAAUAAAAGUUCAAUUACAACGGAAA